UCACUAUCUGCGAUUGCGCGUCGGUCCUCAUUGGCUGUCGGUGAUAAUCGGACAACAACAGGGCCGAAGGGAGGCAGGAGGGCUGUGGGCAGCAUGUUUACAGCUACUCACAGUCCCUAAUCAGUUGUUCCAAACGAUUGACUCUCUCCGGUGGUUUUCGUUUUCAGGCACACCGAGCUCGUUUUCAGGACGGAUAAUGUUUUUGAGUCGCACUGUGAGGCUGUCUGCAGCCGCUCUGGAUCAGGCUUUCAAGUCAACGGGCUCGUUUCUAGUGCAAGUUAAAGCCAACGGACUGAGGGACGUCACUUUGACAUUACGCAAGGCGCACAUGUUACAGAGACACCGGUGUUUGUGCGCGUCCGUAGGAGGUGUUGAUUCAACUCGUGUGCACCUGGGGAGACAAGCGCCGGACUCGUCGUCUGGUUUUGUAAUAACGGAGUGGAGACACUUGGACCGUGUGGCUGCUAUAGCUGUGAAUCUCUCCAAAGGCGUGCAAAGUGACGCUGGCGAUAUUAUCAGUCAGCCGCUCGUUCGUGCGAGGCGCCACAGCAGCAGCAGCAGAGCAGAGCCGGUGGGUAAUGUUGUGUUUACAGGUAACUUGGAGGUUUCCAGUCGACGCUGCUCCGCCAGGACCAUGCACACCGCAGCCUCAUCCACGAAGAAGAGCGACGCCGACGACAACAAAGGGGAGGAGCAGAAUUUAAAGGAGGCCUCAACCACUUCCUCAUCUACCACAAAAGCCCCAGGGGAACCAGAGCCAGAGGGAGGAAAACCCAGCAAGACCCAGCAGCUAAAGAAAGUCUUUAAGGAGUAUGGAGCCGUGGGAGUUUCCUUCCACAUCGGCAUCUCCCUCAUGUCGCUGGGAAUGUUCUACGCCCUUAUAUCCAGUGGGAUCGAUAUGGCAGCUCUGCUUUGCAAACUGGGCUUCAGCGAGGCAGUCGUUCAGUCUAAAAUGGCAGCAGGGACGAGCACGUUCGUCUUGGCCUACGCCAUCCACAAGCUCUUCGCUCCGGUUCGCAUCAGCAUCACUCUGGUGUCGGUGCCUCUCAUCGUGCGCUACUUCAGAAAGACUGGCCUCUUUAAACCACCUACACCUGCACCCUGAUGGCUCUUCUUUAUUCCUCCUCUGCCUCAUUAAGCAACAAACAUCCUGACUGUUAGUGGCCAUAAUUAAAGGGCCUGUACAUAUCCUUACUCGUCUGCCUUCAUCUGUCCUCUGUGGUUAAUUCAGGUGAAACGUUUUCCUACAUUAGUUCUUGUUGUUAAAGAAUCAAAGUGUUAAAUUGUGUUUCUGCAGGAUUAAAAAGUCUGAAGUCUAUUUGAAGUCAUGCCUUAAUAUAUGUGCAUUCAAAAAAAAAACAAAACAAAAAAAAACGUAACAAAGUCUGAAUAAGCACAUAUUUAUUUACAAUCAGAAGUACCAUCAGGGAUUUUAACUUUCAGUCCUAAGCUAUUUUAGUAGGCAGAUUUGCCUCGUAAUGCUGUGAAGGUUAGCUGACUCAGCCAUGUUCUGGUGUUGUGUGAAUCAGCAGAAUAAUUUGGGUUGUCUCCGUCUCCUACCUCUCUCUCCUUACGCAGCUCAGACUCUCCCUCUCCCUGUCUUACACUCUGUUUUGUUUCUCUCCUGUUUCCCUCGUCGUCUCUCCUGGCAUACAUUUUACUCCCUUUGCUGUUCUUCCUCUCUUUUUGCCUUUCUUCCCUUCUCAUUCCUUGCAGCUGCCGCAGCCCUAACAUUAAAGUACAGUAAUCUCUGAGUGAAGCUGAUUGUAGUUCUUUGCAAGCUUUGGAUGAAGAAUGUUAGUUUGUUAAGGGUUUUAUCCUGACUGAAUGGACCAUAUUUAACUAUUAAAAAGGGAUGUUCUCUUUUA
Scatophagus argus is the source of this 1868-nucleotide messenger RNA. It is a transcript of the gene mims2, whose product is annotated as family with sequence similarity 210 member B. Gene Ontology annotation, cellular component: mitochondrion. The transcript is spliced from 3 exons. Bases 197 to 1105 code for a protein of 302 amino acids. The record is from RefSeq and is a predicted model, not a curated record. Lineage: Eukaryota; Metazoa; Chordata; Actinopteri; Scatophagidae.